CGAUGCCUUCUCGACACCGGUUCCAUGGUGACAACAGUGACUGAAAGCUUUUUCCGGCAGCAUGUGCAGUCUCAGACUAAUGAAACGAUGCAGCCGUGUGAUUGGCUACAGCUUAAAGCAGCCAAUGGACUGGCCAUUCCCUACUUAGGAUAUAUUGAGCUGGAUUUAGAGGUACUGGGCAAAGUGCUCCCAAAGAUCGGAGUGUUAGUUGUUACAGAUGCACUGGACCCCACCACCCGACAACAGAAGACUACGGUGCCAGGUUUGUUGGGGAUGAAUGCCAUUAGCCGUUGCUAUCAAGAGCUUUUUGAGGAACAUGGGCAGGAUUUGUUCCACUGUCCACUAAUACAGACAGCAGAGAGCGGGUGGAAACGAGCUCUAUCUGAAUGCCAAAUUUUAGAACGCCUCUCUAGCUCUGGCUGCAUUGGAAAGGCAGUAGUGCAGCCGGGGCCAGCCCUUCGCAUACCAGCUGGGUGCCUUAAGUUUGUGCAUGCAACUUGCUCUCUCGUCCCAGGCCCUGUUACAUCAUGCUUCCUAGAGCCACUGCCCUAUGGAGAGGGCCGAUUGCCAUCAAACCUCCUUAUCUCAUCAGCCCUAUUGCCAAUCACCCAGGGCAAAGUGAAUGUACCAGUGGUCAAUGUGGGGACAGAAGAUCAGUGGCUCCAGCCCCGCAUUACACUUGGAACCCUUCAUAUUGUAGACCCAACCCCCUGUAAUGACCAGGUAGUCAGUGCGCAAUCCGCAGCAGCUAGUACCUCCGCCUCUGUAGAUUUCUUGGGGUUACAAUGGCCAAACCUCUCUUCCUCACAACAACAGGAAGCUAGGGAGCUCCUAGAGAAGUACAGAGGAGUCUUUAGUGAACAUGAUGGGGAUUUGGGUUGUACAGUGUUAAUCCAACAUGAGAUACCCUUAGUGGAUACAGCCCCAGUACGCCAGCGUUACCGUCGUCUACCUCCAUCACAGUUUGCACAAGUCAAAGCUCAUGUUCAAGAGUUAGUAGAACAAGGGGUGGCUCGGCCUAGUAGUAGUCCAUAUGCUUCGCCAAUCGUGGUGGUUCAGAAGAAGGAUGGUGCGAUCCGACUUUGUGUGGACUACAGGCAGCUUAACGCCAGAACCAGGAAGGAUGCGUAUCCUCUUCCAAGAAUAGAGGAAUCCUUGGAUGCACUGACAGGAGCUACCCUGUUCUCCACGCUCGAUUUAGCCUCUGGAUACAAUCAAGUGCCUAUGGCAGAACGGGACAAGGAAAAAACGGCCUUCUGUACGCCGUUUGGCUUAUUUGAGUUCAACCGCAUGCCCUUUGGGCUAUGUAAUGCACCGAGUACAUUCCAACGCCUGAUGGAAAGAAUUUUUGGCGAUCAAAGUUUUCAAUCUUUGCUAUUGUACCUUGAUGAUAUAGUCAUCUUUUCAUCUUCUUUCCACCAGCAUGUACAACGGCUACAAUUAGUCUUGAGCAGGCUUAAAGAACACAACUUAAAACUCAAAUUGAGCAAAUGUAAUUUUUUCAAGGAGGAAGUGCAAUAUCUUGGCCAUGUAAUAUCAGCUAGUGGAGUGGCAACUGAUCCUGGUAAGAUUCAGACUGUCCUGCAGUGGAAGCAACCGACCACCCUGACCCAUCUACGAUCAUUUCUGGGCUUUGCCUCUUAUUACCGCAGGUUUGUGGCAGGCUUUGCCAAGCAUGCGGGGGUACUUGAGCUAGUUCGUCAGUGGCGCAGAAUCAGAGAGCAAGAAGGCAUUUUGUACCGGGAGAUACAACUACCCCCAGCACGGGACUUCACGCUACAGCUACUACUGCCCAAACUGCUGCACAGGGAAGUAUUGGUGAGCUUACACGACAAUCAUGGCCACCAGGGGGUGGAAAGAACCACUGAACUGAUCCGCCAGAGGUGUUACUGGCCGAAAAUGCGUCAGGCCAUUGAACAGUGGUGCAAACAAUGCGAGCGGUGCACCCUAGCCAAAGGGGUGGUCCCUACUGCCCGCAGUUAUUCAGGUCACCUGUUGGCUGCCAAGCCCCUGGAAGUGCUCGCCAUUGACUUUACAUGUAUGGAGAAAGCCAGUAAUGGCUAUGAAAACGUCCUCAUUGUCACAGAUGUCUUUUCUAAGUUUACCCAGGCGUAUCCAACCAUUAAUCAGCAAGCUGAGACUGUGGCCAAGGUUCUUACGGAAAAAUGGUUCUACUCCUUUGGAGUGCCAAAGAGGAUCCAUUCAGACCAAGUGGGCACCAGGGUGUACCGUAGGAACCACCCAAUCGGCCGCCAUAAAAUCCAAGAUCUUUGGGAUCCACGAAUAUACCGUGUGGUCAAAUGCCGAGAUGAGAAGGGCUUGGUGUACCACCUUACUCCUGAAGAUGGGCUGGGCCCAGACAUGAAUGCCCACCGUUCAGAAUUCAAAGCUCUGCCAGUCCAGGAUGAACCACAUGCUGACAUUCCGGUUGAUAUCCCAGGUGACUCAACUAAGGAAAAGGGGAGACCUGAGACCAUUGAGCCGGAUGAGAAUGAGGUAUGGUUCCAAGUUCUCCCUCACCAGCCAUUCAGAAGGCCCAUCGGUGAAAUGAGACAAGAGGAUUCUGCCAUCCAACAAUUAUCCAGCCCUAGCCCGUCAGAAGAGGACACACAAGGCCAGGAUACACAAGGUGAUCAGGCCGCCCCAAUGACUACAGUCGGUGGCACAAGUCCCUCUCUGGAAGUGGAGUCAGAAUCCGCUGAAGAUGCGAUGGCUGUGAGAGAAGACACACCCAACCGCCCACGACGAGCACGGGCAGGCCAACACUCCAACCCCUUCCGUUUGCCACAAUCAGCAGUCCAACACUUGGAGGGCCAACAAUAUGCCAUUCAGUCCGUUAAUUUUAACUCCAGCUAUUAUUUUAGGCCAUGGCAUUAA
Alosa sapidissima (American shad) is the source of this 2877-nucleotide messenger RNA. RefSeq lists its product as uncharacterized. The transcript is spliced from 2 exons. The coding region runs from base 25 to 2877 and encodes 950 amino acids. Lineage: Eukaryota; Metazoa; Chordata; Actinopteri; Clupeiformes; Clupeidae. The record is from RefSeq and is a predicted model, not a curated record. Gene Ontology annotation, biological process: DNA integration. Gene Ontology annotation, molecular function: nucleic acid binding.